AGCACUUCAUUUUUCCCAUUAGAACUCUCCUUCCCCUUCUCUGUUCUUCUUGUUACAGAAACAGCUGAUUGUAAAUCUCAACAAAGACUCCAUUUUUACUGUUGAGUGAGAAUCAUCAUUGACACAAAACAUCACAUUCUCAAAUAAUCGUUCUAAUGAGCUUUACAACGAAGUAAUUGACGAUCCCAUUGAGCCAAAUAUGGAAUCUUCCAGUGAAAAUCUUGUCAAAACUCUUUUAAGGAACCCAUCUUCCAUAAAAACAAAGUCACAAGCUAAGCAACUCCAUGCCCAAAUAGUGAAAACAAGAGGGUCAAGGUCUGUUUCACUUGCCACUAUCAUUCUUGGAAUUUACUCUGACCUUAACCUUCUUAAAGAAUCUUUAGAAGUUUUUAACAACUUUCGUUAUGUACCCACUAAAGCUUGGAAGUCUGUUGUCAGGUGUUACUCUUGUAAUGGUUAUUUUCGUGAUUCUUUAGCUUGUUUUGUUGAAAUGAGGGGUUGGGGUAAGUUGCCAGGUAGGGAUGUUUUUCCUUCUGUUGUAAGAGCAUGUACCCAUUUGAAGGAAUUGAGGGUUGGUGAGUCUGUUCAUGGUUGUGUUAUCAGGUUUGGUUUGGAAUCUGAUCGUUAUACUGGGAAUGCACUCAUGAAUAUGUAUGCAAAAUUGCAGGUUUUGUCGCAUGACUAUCAUGUGUUUGAUGAAAUUCCCCUGUCAGAUCGCGUUUAUAGUUGUAGAAGCAGUUUGGCUCAAGAUUCUGAGAUUGGAAUUCUGAUAAGGAGUGAAAAAAGUCAUUUUGAGUCUUUAGGUGGAAGGAUAGUGAAAAAUGCUACAGGAUUAGAUAGUGUGAGUAAGAUUUUUCAAAUGAUGCCGGAUAAAGAUGUUGUUUCGUGGAAUACUGUGAUUGGUGGAAAUGUACAAAGUGGGUUGUAUGAAGAAGCUCUGGAAAGGUUAAGGGAGAUGAGCAAUGCCUAUUUGAAGCCUGACUGUUUCACUUUGUCAAGUGUCCUUCCUGUCUUUGCGAGGCAUGUAGAUGUCUUAAAGGGAAAAGAGAUUCAUGGUUAUGCAAUUAGACACGGGUUUGACAAAGAUGAGUUUAUUGGGAGUAGUUUAAUUGAUAUGUACGCAAAUUGUACCAGGGUUGAGGAUUCGUAUAGGGUGUUUAAUUUAUUAUCAGAAAAGGAUGACGUUUCAUGGAACUCAGUUAUAGCAGGAUGUGUGCAAAAUGGUACUUUUGUUGAAGGGCUGGGACUGUUUAGGCAGAUGUUAGCAGCUAAUGUCAAGCCUGUGGAAGUUUCUUUCUCAGCUAUACUGCCUGCCUGUGCUCAUUUGACAACACUACAUCUGGGGAAACAGCUCCAUGCAUACAUAAUAAGAGUGGGGUUUAAUCAAAACAUGUAUAUAGCUAGCUCACUUGUGGACAUGUAUGCCAAAUCUGGGAAGAUAAUGACUGCUAGAUUGAUUUUUGAUAGGAUGGAGAUACACGAUUCAGUUUCAUGGACGACUAUAAUCAUGGGAUAUGCAUUGAAUGGUCAUGCCCGUGAGGCCACUAUUCUUUUUGAAAAUAUGCAACAUGAUAAGAUAAAGCCCAAUGCUGUGGCUUAUCUAGCUAUUUUAACUGCUUGCAGCCAUGCUGGUUUGGUUGAUGAAGAUCUUCUUGGUCGUGCUGGAAGAUUGAUGGAAGCUUAUAAAUUUAUCAAUGACAUGCCUAUUAAGCCCACCGGGAUUAUUUGGGCUACGCUGCUAUCAGCUUGCCGAGUUCACAAAAAUGUUGAACUGGCUGAAAAAGUUGCCAAAGAAAUGACUACAGCUGAUCCUGGGAACAUGGGACCUUAUCUGCUCUUGUCAAAUAUGUAUUCAGCAGCUGGGAGAUGGAAAGAUGCAUCAAAAUUAAGAACUAAUAUGAAGAAGAAAGGAAUGAGAAAACCACCAGCUUGCAGCUGGAUAGAAGUUAGGAACCAGGUGCAUGCUUUUGUUUCAGGAGACACAUCUCACCCAUAUUAUGAUCAGAUACAUGUAGUACUAAGAGAUCUUUAUGAACGCUUGAAACAAGAAGGUUACGUUCCUCAGAUUAGUGAGGCACUACAUGAUGUUGAUGAGGAGCAAAAGAGUGAUUUGCUGUAUACUCAUAGUGAACGGCUUGCAAUAGCAUUCGGCAUUAUUAGUACACCUGCUGGGACAACCAUUUGCAUAAUUAAAAAUCUCCGUGUAUGUGUAGACUGUCACACAGCCAUAAAGUUCAUAUCCAAAAUUAUGGGGAGAGAUAUAAUUGUUAGAGAUAAUAGUCGAUUUCACCUUUUCAAAGAUGGGAGUUGUUCAUGUGGAGACUACUGGUGAUGGAAACUAUGGAAAUGUAUCCACAAUGUAGCAUAAAGGGCUUUAUUAUAAGAAAUAAAAGGGGAGAACACAUAUGGGAAAGUUUCUAGGAAAUGGCAGAUUAUAUAGGUGUUCAGACAGUCUCUAGUAUUUCACAUUUUAUGAGAAAAUCUAGAGAUCAUUCCUCAGUGCUUUGAUAUGAAAGUUACGCUGCCUUCCAAAAGCUGUUCAACUGUAUGGUAUUGGAGGCAUGUAUAUAAUCAAUCCAUUAAGCUAGCAAACUGGAUAAAUGUCCUAAUGUGAACUUUCAAUUUCUCUUUGUGUUACAAAAGGUUAGAGACCUUGAAGCCGUAAUAUUCUUGAGCUUAUGGCUGUUGUGCCUUCGCUGGUGAUGGAAUUUUGGAAUUCCGCAAGGUCAUAUACAAGUGAGAAGGAUACUUGGAACUUGACUUUUAACUUCAAAUUUUUUCCUGUAACCUAUAAUUUUUUCUGACUUUAGAUUUUUUGUACAACCUGAAAAAGAGAAGUUGUGAUGUCAAUGUAAUGCUAUCUUUAUCAUUUA
Molecule: messenger RNA, 2873 nt
Organism: Solanum pennellii
Lineage: Eukaryota; Viridiplantae; Streptophyta; Magnoliopsida; Solanales; Solanaceae
Product: putative pentatricopeptide repeat-containing protein At3g23330
Exons: 2
Coding region: 200-2332 (710 amino acids)
Biological process (GO): RNA modification
Molecular function (GO): protein binding; zinc ion binding; RNA binding
Source: RefSeq, a predicted model, not a curated record